Messenger RNA from Camelus dromedarius (Arabian camel), 1391 nucleotides. Its product is annotated as olfactory receptor 7A17. The record is from RefSeq and is a predicted model, not a curated record. NCBI's taxonomy places the organism in Eukaryota, Metazoa, Chordata, Mammalia, Artiodactyla, Camelidae. The transcript has 4 exons. Gene Ontology annotation, molecular function: G protein-coupled receptor activity; olfactory receptor activity. Gene Ontology annotation, biological process: G protein-coupled receptor signaling pathway. The coding region runs from base 60 to 1391 and encodes 443 amino acids. Gene Ontology annotation, cellular component: plasma membrane.
CCUCAUUAGCAGGACCUCCCUUUUUAAAUUGUUCUUGCCUUUACUGCAGUGGAUUCUAAAUGUUUUUUGACUAUGUAUCAAAUACAUGCCUUUAUUUUGUCGUCCAGCAGGCUUGCACACAGAAAUACGAACAUACGCGCGUAUGUGCACAACUGAACCAAGAGAACCAGGAAACGAUUUUUCACCUCUACCACAUGGAACCAGGCAAUGAUACAUGGAUUUCAGAAUUUCUGCUUCUAGGAUUUUCACAGGACCCAGAACAGCAGCCCCUCAUGUUUGGGCUUUUCCUUUCCAUGUACCUGGUCACCGUGUUUGGAAACCUGCUCAUCAUCUUGGCCGUCAUCUCAGACUCCCACCUCCACACCCCCAUGUACUUCUUCCUUUCCAACCUGUCCAUGGUAGACAUCUGUUUCACCUCCACCACCAUCCCAAAGAUGCUGGUGAAUAUACAGACCCAGAGCAAAGCCAUAACCUAUGCAGGCUGCAUCACCCAGAUGUGCUUUUUCAUAAUCUUUUCAGGGUUAGACAUCUAUCUCCUGGCAGUGAUGGCCUAUGAUCGGUUUGUGGCCAUCUGCCACCCCCUGCACUACACGGUCAUCAUGAACCCCCGGCUCUGCGGACUCUUGCUUUUGGUGUCCUGGCUCACAAGUGUCUUGCAUUCCUUGUUACAAAGUUUAAUGGUGCUGCGACUUCAUCACCAUCACCACAUGGUACCAGGCAACGAUACACGAAUUUCACAAUUUCUUCUUCAGGGAUUAGCAAAAGAACCAGCAUUGCAGCCCAUCAUAUUUGGGCUUUUCCUCUCCAUGUACCUGGUCACCGUGUUUGGAAACCUGCUCAUCAUCCUGGCUGUCAUCUCAGACUCCCACCUCCACACUCCCAUGUACUUCUUCCUCUCCAACCUGUCCUUUGUAGACAUCUGUUUCACCUCCACCACCAUCCCAAAGAUGUUAGUAAAUAUAAAGACCCAGAGCAAAGUCAUAUCCUAUGAAGGCUGCAUCAGCCAAAUGUUUUUUUACAUACUCUUUGCAGUUGUGGAUGAUUUUCUUCUGACUAUGAUGGCCUAUGACCGCUUCUUGGCCAUCUGCCACCCCCUGCACUACAUGGUCAUCAUGAACCUCCGGCUCUGUGGACUGCUGGUGCUGGUAUCUUGGCUCUCCAUUGUCUCCCUGUAUUAUUGUUCAAGCCUAGGACUGUACCUUAGCUCUGCUGGAACCCACAGCUCACAGUCAAGUGCAAGAGCCUCGGUGAUGUACACAGUGGCCACCCCCAUGUUGAACCCCUUCAUCUACAGUCUGAGGAACAAAGACAUAAAGAGGGCUCUGCAAAGAGUUGUUCAGAUGGCAGUUAUAAAAAGGCAAAUUGUUCUAGGUCUGACGAAGUACUUUUGA